UAUUCCUAAAUCCUCCAAUUUGUUUUCUUAGUACUUAAAACCAUUUAUGCAGCAAACCCAGGAAGUCGGGUAUGGACUAUUUAAAGAUUUCUAGAACCGCCGAGUAGAACGGAAGUCUUAAGGGAUGAAGUACGCCAGAGACGUCCCGGUGCUUUGAGGAUGCAUACCAAGGGGCGGGGUCUAAAUCGGAAUUUGUAAAUCAGGGCCGAAGUCCAACUGAUGAAGGGCGGAAGUAGAGUGUCUAGCUGCAGUCAUGGCGCAGGAAGAGGAAGAUGUUAGAGACUACAAUUUGACUGAGGAGCAGAAGGCGAUCAAGGCCAAGUAUCCUCCGGUUAAUCGGAAGUACGAGUAUCUGGAUCAUACAGCGGAUGUCCAGUUACACGCAUGGGGAGAUACUCUGGAGGAAGCAUUCGAGCAAUGUGCAAUGGCCAUGUUUGGUUACAUGACAGAUACGGGGACUGUGGAGCCCCUCCAAACAGUGGAAGUAGAAACACAAGGAGAUGACUUGCAGUCUCUCUUGUUUCACUUUUUGGAUGAGUGGCUUUAUAAGUUCAGUGCCGAUGAAUUCUUCAUACCCCGGGAAGUAAAAGUACUUAGUAUUGAUCAAAGAAAUUUCAAAUUACGGUCAAUUGGGUGGGGAGAAGAAUUCUCAUUGUCCAAGCACCCUCAGGGAACUGAAGUUAAGGCAAUAACAUAUUCAGCAAUGCAGGUCUAUAAUGAAGAGAAGCCACAAGUUUUUGUGAUCAUUGACAUCUAAGAUACAAAAAACAAACGAACAAGCAAAGCCUCCUAUGAAGAACUGUGUUUUCUCUUCCUUUUGAGAAGAUAUCAUGAUAUAAAUUCUACAGUAUCUGACGAUACAUGAUGAUGUGCAGAACAGAAAUUUUUGACUUAAAAGUGUAACUUUCACAAAUGGAAAAUCAAGGCAUAGCCUUGGUUUAUUAACCAAAUAUUCAAAUGCUAAAAAAUUCUUCAGGUGGCAAGUAUGGUUCCUGAUUUAUUCCCUGCUGUGGCAGCAGGGGCUCACGUCCCUCCAGUGGAAUGCCAGCACUCCAGCCUGGUCCCAAAGUGGAUUGUAUUGACGCUUCCUUGUUUUCCCAUAAGAAAAACCUAAUGCCCUUACAAAUGAGCCCUUCCUUCUAACAUGUAAUUUUAUAUUAAAGCCAGUCUAUUUAUACAGUUAGAGAAGAACACUAGUGUGUGAGAUAAACAUCGAUUGGUUGCCUCUCACACACUCCCAACCAGGGACCUGGCCCGCAACCCAGGCAUGUGCUCUGACUGGGAACCUAACCAACGACCUUUGGGUUCACAGGCUGGCGCUCAACCCACUGAACCGCAGCAGCUGGGGUGGGAAUUUUUAAAAAUUUAUUGGUUUUUUAAAAAUUACCUAAGCUCUUUAUUUCUAAGGAGACAGGAGUCAAAGAAAAGAACUUUAGAAUGAUCUGAACUUUUCAAAGUUGAUGACUUUAAAAAAAUGAAACUGCUUUGGUUUGAUUUGCAAACUUACUCUUUUCAUUAAUUGAGGUAUUCUUUCUUGUGAUACAAGGGUUUGCAAAGUUUCUAUUUAUUCACCCAAACAUAAGAAGAGAUUGCCACUGGUGGUGCUAAAUAUUACAGUAGGCUGAACUUGACCUAAGAGGAAGAGAUGGUGAGCUUUCCAAGUGUUCUGUCUGAGCACUGCAUUAUUUUCCCUGGGUAUUUAAAAGAGUGGGACUAAUGACAGCUAGGCAAAGAGCCUGUAGCUCUUCAAAUUAAUACCUAGCAGGAUUGAUGGGGUAGUGCUUCUUAACCUUCUUUAAUCUUAGGCACAUUUUGCAAAUCUGGAUUGUGACUCUCCAAGCAAAAAAAUGUCUAGAAUUUCUGCCUUUUGUUAGGAUGAAUUUCCAGAUGGGGGGCGGGCUCUUUUUUUUCAUAGACCCCUUUGCACAUCAUGGGCUACUUGGGGGGUUGAUUGUGAAAAUAAACAAGGGGGUACCGUGAGGGCAGUGGGAGAGCCACAACUGUAGAAUAAGAUCUCUAGGGAUGGAUUAAGCUAGGUAGUGUAUAAACCUGACUAGGAGGAAAAGCACAGCUGUUUCUGUUACCAACAAUGCUAUAUAAUGGAGUUCAGUGAAAAACCAAGUCAAAUGUUAUGCAAUACAAAUUGUUUCUUUUUAUUUAUGAUAAAUAUAUAAUUUUUCACAA
Phyllostomus hastatus (greater spear-nosed bat) is the source of this 2184-nucleotide messenger RNA. It is a transcript of the gene TSLIG1, whose product is annotated as zinc finger and BTB domain containing 8 opposite strand. Gene Ontology annotation, cellular component: tRNA-splicing ligase complex. The transcript is spliced from 7 exons. The record is from RefSeq and is a predicted model, not a curated record. Lineage: Eukaryota; Metazoa; Chordata; Mammalia; Chiroptera; Phyllostomidae. The coding region runs from base 254 to 757 and encodes 167 amino acids. Gene Ontology annotation, biological process: tRNA splicing, via endonucleolytic cleavage and ligation.